Messenger RNA from Cladocopium goreaui, 455 nucleotides. NCBI's taxonomy places the organism in Eukaryota, Dinophyceae, Suessiales, Symbiodiniaceae. The record is from the annotation of a GenBank genome assembly.
GUUUUUUUCGCGCGCCUUGUGGCGGCUCUUUGACUCGUUGUUUCGCCAUGUUCUGGAGGUCAGCCCAGGCGCAGCAAGCGCCAUCGAUGAUGCCCCCGUUGUCCUUAGAAAGUUUUUUGGCCGAUCCAACUCCAGUUCCUUCCCCACAAGGCGCUGUUCCCUUCACCACUGGCAAUGUGGAGAUGUGGCCCCCGCCCAACUGUGAGGACGUCUUGCCACCGGUGGGUGGGCAACUCAGCGUGCCUCGCCAUGAUAUGGCCAUGCCGUGCUGGGCCAUGCCGGCCAUGCCAGCGGACAUGCCACCUAUGGGGAUGCCGGCCAUGCCAGCGGGCAUGCCACCUACGGGGAUGCCGGCCAUGCCAGCGGGCAUGCCACCUACGGGGAUGCCGGCCAUGCCGGCUAUGCCACUCUCUGGUGGUGUGGAGCACUUCGCAGUGGCCAGCUGGGAGCCCUGA